Notechis scutatus (mainland tiger snake) is the source of this 927-nucleotide messenger RNA. NCBI's taxonomy places the organism in Eukaryota, Metazoa, Chordata, Lepidosauria, Squamata, Elapidae. The record is from RefSeq and is a predicted model, not a curated record.
AUGGAAACUUUCCUUUUUCCAAAAAUACACACACACACACACACACAGAUCCCACACCGAGAAAUACGAACGAAUUCCUGUCCGGACUCCUCUGGGCCGCCUUCCAACCGUGUUCUUCCCCUCCCCCCAAUAUCCCUAAAUCUCACCCCCCCAGAGGCCUACUUCGCCGAAGACCCCAAGCUGAGCCUUUGCUACUGCGAGUCGUGCCACAAGCUGCGAGGGGACGAGGCCUACUACAAGCGGGGGGAGCCCCCCCGGGACUACGCCUUGCCCUUCGGGUGGUGCCACUUCAGCCUCAGAAUAAACCCCCGCCUGGACGUGGCCAGCACCUCGAAGAAGUGGCACAUGGCCUACCACGGGACGAGCAUCGGAGCCGUGCGCCGCAUGUUGGAUCAAGGGGAACUGGUGCCUGGGAUCACGUCCAUCUUGAGCUGCCGCCCGGUGAAGGCUGAUCCACAGGGAGGGGGCCCGGGCAGCGGCCCCAAUGGGGUCUACCUGGAGGCGGAGGAGAACAGCGUCCAGGGGCGCGAGGAAGCCCACCAUGUCCUUCUCUCGCCCACCCUGCGCUACGCGGGACUGGAGCCUUUUGCCACCAAAGUGCAAUUCAAAGACCCAAAAUCUCACCGACAGCACUCGGCCCAGGUGGCGUUGCAGGUAUGCGUCCGUCCGGGCUCCUACAAGGUCUGCCCCCCCACCCAGGCCGCCCCCGAGCCCGUGGACCCCCGCUUCAGCAGUGCCGAGAUCGAGUGGGUCACCAAGGAGAAAGGUGCUACGGUUCUCUUCGGCCUGCUCAUCCGUGUGGAGUGAGACCACCAAACCUUUCCCUCCGGCCGCCUUCGGCCCUCCGCGGUGUUGCCAAACCCCCUCACCACCACAACGGCACAGAACCGGCUGGAAACGGCAAGAGGAGAAGGAACGGUGGGGGGG